Baudoinia panamericana UAMH 10762 is the source of this 1362-nucleotide messenger RNA. RefSeq lists its product as uncharacterized. Bases 122 to 1246 code for a protein of 374 amino acids. Lineage: Eukaryota; Fungi; Ascomycota; Dothideomycetes; Mycosphaerellales; Teratosphaeriaceae. The record is from RefSeq and is a predicted model, not a curated record. The transcript has a single exon.
CGCGUGGAGAUGCACGAGCGGGUGGAGCCUCGAGCUUCGUCGGCGAAUCGGUCCGUCUGUUUUCGCAGAGCCGCUCAUCACUCAUCGCUCAUCGCAUUUCAAGUGCUCAACCGCAGGCGACAUGCACCACUACAUCCCCUCAACCUCAGCACGUCUCCACGUAUUCCCUCAAUCGCCACACAUCAACCGUACCUCUACUUGCUCCAUACAACGUCCGUGGUCUUGCGAUUCGACUUGGGAUGUUGUACGAGACGGCCGCAACUCAGCGUUCUCCAACCUCACUCAACACACGAACCCACAUCCUAACGAUGUUUCUUCGUCCAUGCCAGAUCUCAGACCACCCCUUCUGCUCACCACCACUGUAUUCUCUAGUUGCGCCCUGCUCCCCUUACUGCCGACCAUUCGCCCUCACCCUUUUCUGUUCCACUCUCCAUUGUCAUCGUUCUCAUCCUCUCCCAUCAUCCCUCGUACCAAAUCCACCGUACACCCCUACAACUUCUCCACACCCUCCCUCAACCCCUCCCGCUUCCUCUUCAUUCUCCGCUCAGACUCACCCGGCUGCUUCACCAACCGCCGCACCUCCAGGCCCAGUCUCUCCGCGGCAGGAACCAGUAAUCGGAUCAGCUCCCCCAGCCCAUCACAACCGCACUCCGUCGGGCAGUCUACGCAGGUUCCGCCCGAGAUGUCCGUGGAGGACCUUGCAGAACGGCGAGCCUGCUGUCGCUCCAACAAACUGCUGCAAGUGCGAGAAGACCUUGUACCCCGCCACCUCUCCCUCCUCCUCCUUUCCGUGCCAUUUCCUCCGCGGUGGCUGGAAACAAGGUACAGCCCACGUAGACCACCGUCGUGUCGUCUACCGCCAUCCCGACGGCGCAAGAGUGCAGUGGAAUCACUCUUAAUUUGGAUGAAGUGCUCUGAUCAGCACUUUCGCUCUUUGUGCAGGAAGGCGGAUGUUUCUACAUCUACGCCCGACGCAUGGCAAACCGGCGGUGCUUGCGUUCCGGGCCGCAGACGGAGUAUCCCCGGAGCUUCGUUUGACCAGAUAGACGUCGUGCGUGAGAUUGACUCGUUGCCCGCCGAGAAGUCUGGCCUCCAGUGCGCCGACUGCCUAUUUGCGCUGUCUGCUCGGCUUUGGCGCGGUGUCGGAGUCGGUGUAACCCGAGGUCGAGGAGUACAAGUAAGCUACGGCUUGCGCCAUUGCUAUUUGGUCGCGAGGCAUCAUGAGCGUCGUCAGAAGGCUGACUAGUUCCUACUGCAAGCCCCCCAUAGCGAGCUCUUACAAGAGCAAGGACCACAUGUCCCGCGACAACCUGGAUCGAUACUUAUGCUUACCAUCUGAAUGACAGAGAUCUCCAAAUCGCU